ACAUUUGAGAAUUCUUCAAUAAUAUUGCCAACAGUGCCUGAUGAUGAUAUUUAUAAAUGUGUCUCAUAUACAGGAGCUCAUAUCGAUAUUUUACAUUGGAUUAAUCAAAAUUUCUCUGAUUAUAAAGAUUGUCAAGCAUCUGGUUUAUACACACUUAAUAGAAGAGAUAGACAUUUCAAAGUUGAUAUCGAUGUUCAACGUUCAUGGAUUAUAGAAGUUUCAGCAAUUAUAUUUAAUGGUACUAUUAGACCAAUUUGUGGUCUUAAUUCUUUUGAUUUUACUAUUCGACCAACAGAAAGUUGUGAAACAAAUGGUAAAUAUAAUUACAUAUUCAGCAGAGUAUUAAAUUUGAUUGUUUUAGAAGUUAAUGUGACAAUAACAGAAACAGAUCGAUUUGAAACGAUCUGUCUUUAUUAUGAUAUUGGCAACUUAAUCAUCAUUACUACACACAAUGUAAGAUUACAGAUUUUUCAUAAAAAACGCUUGUUUACGCAGUCUCUUUGUGUUUGAAAUGUGGAACUCAUAUAUGGUCUUUAGUAUCAUUAUAUUAAUCACAAAAUACUCAAUGUUUAAAUUCUCUCAACGACAACCGUUCUUUUCUAACGAUAAUUGAUUGUCAGCAAAUGCUGUCUUUUUUAUCUUUAUACUUUGAGCAGGAUGUUUUUCGUUUUUUGGCGGAGUUGUUAUGAUCUGUAAUGGAGGAGAAAGAAGGGAGCUGUCAAAACUCGAACUUAAAACUUACUCUUACUAUUUUCUUGAAAAAUAUAUGUGAGGUGCACAAAAGAGAAAAUACUAUGAAAGAACGUAAAGAAAAAGACAUCAGAUAAGCACAUGCACGAAAAUAUCUAAACGGACAGUUAUUUAUUGAUUCGAGAGAGGAAUAGUCAUGAAAGUGGGUAUACAAUACGGCUUGAAGCAAGAUCUGUUUAUAAAAUCACAAACAGAAUGUUCAACAUGCAAGUGUAAUGCUAUAGACAGGUAUACAAGAAUCUAUUGUUACGGAUAUGACAUAAAGUAAUUAUUAUCCAAGAAAUAUAGUUAAGUGAUUUACAAUAGACAAGACGAUUACGAUAUGUUUUAGUAUUCUACUAAAUUAUUCCUCAAGUUCUUAAAGAUUCAAUGAAACUUCUACGAUUAUCUACAGGAAAAAACAUGAUGCACCAUACAGAAAUCUAAAUAAGAGAUUCAUAGACAUAUGAUCAUUUUGUAUAUGUCAAUAUGAUUAGGUUUGAUUGUUUUUCAAAACAAUUAUAUUUCCUUUAUUACCCAUAACAAAACCAUUUGGAGAUUAAAGAGUUCAGUUUUGUCAUAGAAUUGUGAUCU
Messenger RNA from Rotaria sp. Silwood1, 1323 nucleotides. Lineage: Eukaryota; Metazoa; Rotifera; Eurotatoria; Philodinida; Philodinidae. The record is from the annotation of a GenBank genome assembly.